This is a messenger RNA of Plenodomus lingam JN3, 588 nucleotides long. RefSeq lists its product as uncharacterized. The record is from RefSeq and is a predicted model, not a curated record. NCBI's taxonomy places the organism in Eukaryota, Fungi, Ascomycota, Dothideomycetes, Pleosporales, Leptosphaeriaceae.
AUGACUGGAGCCAGGAAUAUCAAUACUCACUCCAUCCUUGAUGACCCUGCAUCGAUGGAAUGCCUACGGCACGGCGGACCUGAACCUUGGGACACAGCAACCCAACACCUCGCGUUGUAUACCUGCAUAAACGCCACGAACACAAAGACAACCCAUCACUGUGGAGAUGGUGUCGCAAACCUUCUUCCACACAAGACGGCUCGUAGUCCUCCCGCUAAGAGGGCUUCUGGGACCUGUGUGAACACCGUUCGUGCACACCAACGGGCUGAGCUGUCUUGCCUCCACCGCAUAGCUCUCGCUUGUACUUCCAUCGUACAUCGUCGCUUGUCCCUGAGCAGUCGGGCAAUCUCGCCUCCCAUUCUUGGCACAUUUAUGUUUGAAGUUACGCGGAAGAGACGAUUAGUCAGGAACCAGCUAGACAUAGUUGCGGCUCGGAUAUCAGAUUCUGGUUCUGGGGUUGAUCAACCGAGACUACAAGCAUCCAACAUCUGCGCAUCGAAGCUUGAGCGUAUUGUGGCGUCCAUGAUACAGAUGCAGGAAAAGAAAACACUCUCGCGUGUUUCGACCUCCGCUGAUCCAAACUCGUAG